GACUCGGCAGGACUGGCAGACUACAGCAAUGCGGCAACCAAAGAGCCUCUGGGAGAGUCUGUUCUAGGGAGUUUCAUCAAUGGGGCUUUUAACCAGCAGGGUCGUGAGAUGCAGGGAUUCCAGUCUGGUGGAGCCACAGCCAGAAGCCAUAGCUGGACCCAGCUGCCUUUCUGGCAGUCGUAAGCGAAAACGGAGCAGUUCGGAUGGUUUGACAACAAUCUCUAACGUUCAUGGACCUCAAAGCCAGGGAAUGUAUCUAUAUCAAGUUCUCNACUACAUCUACAGGAAAAGGUUUAAGAUCUCAUCUAAUUAUGCUUAUGAAAACUUAUUUUUGAACGGGAAUGAUAGCGACAUUAAAAUCUGUGCUCUGGGNAGAACAUGGUGUUUACACAAAGUAUUUUUAUGUCAGUCAGGUUACUUUGCUAACAUUCUCAAAGGUACUUGGAGAGAAGCACACAGUGAUGUUCUUAACCUGGUCAUUAAGAACAGGGAUAUUGAUGCCAGAUCGCUUCACUUUGUGUUUGGAUCCUUGUACACAGAUGAGGAUUUGUCAAUAACACCUCUGGAAGUUCCUCAUGUUUUGGCAGCAGCAUGCCUGCUUCGGGUGGAUCGAGUAAUUCAGCAGUGUGAACGAACCAUGAAGACAACUAUCAAAAGGAACACUGUGUGCUCCUAUUAUUUGGCAGCAGAAACCUAUAGAUUAAAAGCUGUAAAGACCGGAUGCUUUGAAUGGCUUCUUUGCAAUUUGAUGGUACAUCCAAGUGUGGCACUUUACAAGGAAGUAGAUAUAAAGUUGAUGUAUCUUCUAGUAUUUUCUUCNGACUUACUAGUCGUCCAAAGGGAAAUCGAUGUAUAUAACACACUGAAAACAUGGAUGUUCCUUUAUUUUAAUCCAUGCUGGAACGGAACCAUGAAACAG
Molecule: messenger RNA, 919 nt
Organism: Mus pahari (shrew mouse)
Lineage: Eukaryota; Metazoa; Chordata; Mammalia; Rodentia; Muridae
Product: germ cell-less protein-like 2
Exons: 1
Biological process (GO): germ cell development
Molecular function (GO): protein binding
Source: RefSeq, a predicted model, not a curated record